UCAACACAUUUCUUCUUUCUUACGUCUUCUAUACAUUUAUAUAUGUAUAUAUAUAUAUUAAAACAUAUUCGUAAAUAUAUAAACGUCGCGUCGGUUAUUUAUCACGAACGUGAUCUUUCGUCUAUCCAAUAAAAAGUGUUAUACAAGAAACGAGAAGUUCAUUUAUUUUGUGUAUACCUGGGCAUACCUUUUUUUUACCCGUUGUUUACUAUACAAAUUGAUAUCUUUGUGUCUUGACGUUUACGAGAAACGUACGUGAAAUCACUUCUUAAGAGAAAGAGAAGUGUCAUUGUUUCUAAAGGAAACAGAUAAAAGAAAGAAAGAAGAGGAAGCAGAAUCGUAACUCGUCAAAGAUCGCCCUGCGAUCUUCGACGAGCGCGAAACUCUGCGAAUCCUGGAGCUUGGAAAUAACAGACGAGGAGGGAAGAAGGAGUACCUCUUCAAUUAGAUCUAUUACUUACGAAUCGUUUAUCCAGCACGCCAUUAACGCCUCGCCGGAUACCGCUACCCGUACAUAUGGUGCAGACAGGAAUGGCUGCGCCGUACGGUGGGGGUGUCUUCCCACCACCGGUAAACGGUGUCGCGGGUGUCGUGGGGGCAGCCGGAGCUGCAGGCGAGGUUAAACCACCUCCGCCGGUCCCGGUUAAGGAAGAUAACAGCGGAGCCGGUCAACAGGCUCCUCAAAGUGGGGCCCAAGUAGCAGCCCCAACGAGUGGACCGCAUCCUUCGGCACCAGGGCAACAAACAGCAGCCAGUUUUAGUCCACCUCCGCCACCUAAUGGCGUCGAUCAGCAAGCCAUUUCGGAGGUCUUUCAGGCGGCAGUGGCUGCAGCGGCCGCCGCCGCGGCCAACAGUGGUGGACAACAAACUUCUGCAACUCAAGGAGGAAACGAAACAAGCCCGGAAGGAACAGUCGAAGCUGGUUCUCUUGUGCCAGUUACUUCCGGUGCGACGACCCCAGCUACUGUAACGCAAUCCACGGAUUUGAAGGGGCAACCUAAACGGCUCCACGUCAGCAAUAUACCCUUCCGUUUUCGAGACCCCGAUUUAAGGGCGAUGUUCGGGCAAUUCGGCCCGAUCCUCGACGUGGAAAUCAUUUUUAACGAGAGAGGAAGCAAGGGAUUCGGUUUUGUAACAUUCGCAAAUAGUGCUGACGCGGACCGGGCACGUGAGAGGCUACACGGCACCGUGGUUGAGGGCAGAAAGAUUGAGGUGAACAAUGCAACGGCGAGAGUGCAGACGAAAAAACCACCGACGGUACCCAACGUUUGCGUUCAAUGGCCAGAGGGAUACAGGUUGCCGGCGAUGCCGUGGAGCUGGCUGGGUGCGGCGGCGCCAUCGGCAGCCGCGGCUGCAGCCGUUGCAGCAGCCGCGGUCACCCCAUCCCCCGCAGCUGCACCCCUCGUCCUUACACCGAGGGCGGCAGCGAGACGAAGCUGCAGCAUUAAGAGGAGUGGCAAUCCAAAGGGGAAGAGUUGGAGCGGCAAGGGCAGCUUUCCCGAGCAGUGCGGCGGCGUUGGCGUUGGCCAGAAACCCAGGGCCGCUCGCAGCAGCAGCCGCUGCAACGGCCCUUCAUCCCUUUGCGCCUGCCGUCUACUACGACCCCUUCUUGGCAGCACACGCAGCGACACAGGACCCCAAUUACAGGCUACAGUUGGAAUGGCCACAAGCUACAGCCGAAGCAGCUGCAGCGGCGGCCGCAGCAUCGCCAUUGCUAAAGACGCCACUCUCGACGGCACAGCAAGCGAGUUAUGCAGCUGCAGCAACCUACACGGCGGUGGCUGCGCGCGCAUACGGCGCAGCUGCAGCAGCAGCACAACCGGUCGCAGGAUAUGCCGCAGUCGCGGGUUAUGGACGAGAAUAUCCCGACCCUUAUCUCGGACACGGCAUUGGUCCAGUCGCAGGAUACGGGGCAACGGUCUAUAGAGGCGGAUACAACAGAUUUACGCCUUAUUAAAUAAGAGCUUAGAAAGAGAGAGAGAGAGAAAGAGAAAGAGAGAGAAAGAGAGCUUAGAAAAAGGGUCGGCAAAAAACAUGAGCAGAAAAGCGACAAUAACAACGUAGUCGCCAAUAACACAAUCGCAAUACAACGGCAGAGCGGAUACAUGUUCGCGCACACGCAUAUGCAACUACCUACACGGAGGCGACACAUUUAACAUUUACACGCAAAAGAAGCAUAAAGGAAAGAAGCGCUAGCGACGUCUGGACCCUUCGCGCCUGCCAACGUUCGAGAACAGCUGUCCUCCCUCGUUCCACCACCAUCAACGACGCGUCCUCCCCGAUCGCUUGACCAAAUCAUCCCACGCUCUUUUUGUCCUCGAACAUUUACGUCUUUUAAAUCAUUAAUAAGAAAGAGAGAAAGAGAGAGAAAGAGAGAGAGAAAGAGAGAGAGAGAGAGAGAGACCUUUCCCCUCUUUCUUAUUCAAAUUUAUUUAUCAAAAGCAGUCUGGAAAAAAAAAGCUAAAGAAAGAAAGCAUAAACAUUCUACUGAAUGGUUGCGGAUGAAAAACACCUAUCUCUCUUAGAAAAGUGAUAUUCGCGUUAUUUUGAUAAAAAAAUGCGCGACUGAACAACGAAGAAUACACAGCAGCCGCCGGACGUUGCACUGGAUUUUUUCAACGACGGGGUCUAGUCAGAUACUCUCUCUCUUAUCGGUUCCUAAUCGAAGCACCACCGAUUUUUAAACAUCGCAAACGUUUUCAACGUCGAAUUCAAAAUAAUAGAUGACACCUAACUCUGAUUCUUUAUAAUGAAGAAUUUAGAUUUGAAAACGUAUUCAAUACUCUGGCAAGGCGAACCGAAGGACUCGCUACCGCGUAUGCCUAAUAUAUUAUGUCCCUUCGAAAUAUUCGUUCGCCUUUCCAUUUUUUUUUCUUCUUCUUCUUCUUCUUCUUUUUGUUUUUAUUCUUUUUCUUUUUCUUUUUUUUUCCCCCUCUUUAUCCCUUUACAUUGUAUUCUAGAAACGAUAGAAAUUAAGUCGAUAAACCAAAUCGAAACGUACGUUUCUUGUGCAAAUGUAGCUUAACACGUUUACGUUCAGUUUCUAAGGCACUUGCUAUUUUUAUUAUUAUUAUUAUUAUUAUUAAUAUUUUAUUAUAUUAUUUUAUCAUUCUAUUACUAUUAACGAUAUUACAUCGCGCGAAAGAUCUUUUAUUGAGAAGAAAAGAAAGCAAGAAAGAAAAAUAGUGGUCACAGGCUCUCGUUAACGAGAGAACACAUACGCGCAUUAAUCGCUACCAAGUUUUAACAUUGAUGAAAGAAAUGUGUUUGUGGCUUAACUAUAUCGUGCCGACAAUCGUCCUUGUAUUUUUCAAAGAUCGAUCUGUCGAAUAAUCGGGGAAACGGGAAAAGAAGGAAAAGUCUCGAUGCCGACGAACAAUUUGUGUAUCUUUGUUUCGCGUAUUUCAAAUAAACGUAUAAAACGUUUAUAAUAUCAUUAUGUAUAUUUUUGAUACGUCGUUCUUUAUAUACUCACGCGCCGUGAUAGCGUACAAUUAAUUAUUUGUGAAUUUUUAUAGAAAGAUUUUGGUAUUAAGCUUUGCAUAUAAUUGUUUUAAUUGAAUAUCUUAGUAAUGAUAACAAACGGGGACGUAGAAAAAAAUUGGGUCCUUAGUUAGUUUUUUUGCUGAAAACAAUUUGUCUCGAGAAACGCGUAUUUCUCAAGAAAAAUAUAAAUCAUUGAAAGAUUCGUAAUUCCUUGCUCUCGCUUCUUCCGGUUAUAGUUAAAAGAAUUAAAUAGAUAUCACGGAAGAGGAAUAACAAAAUCGAAUUUACACUUUUCCAUCGAAAAAUGUGAAUUAUAAAUCGAAAUGAAAAUUGAACGCACAUUGAGACGAGUGAGAGUGAUAUAUAUAUAUAUAUUACCCUACACCCUUAUCUUUUAAGUUACAAUAUUAGCGCGCGAGGAUUAAUCUAAAUAUUAUACGUAAGCGAAUAAGACAUUUCUUACGAUAGAAUAAAUAGAAGGAAAUAAGGAAAUCGUUGCGCGCGCAAGAUUUACGCUCCUAAAUAGUAAACGAUAUAAAUGGAAGAGGGAGAAAGGGGAUGAUGAACAGGCAAUAUGAAAAAUGCGAGGAAUAUACACGAUAGUAGCCAAAUAUGACGAAAGAUUUAUUUUUACCUAUCUAACGGCUAGAAUAACCGUUAUUUUAUCGUUUACUUUAUACAUCUCCCUAGAAUAUUAGAAUAAGAUUACCAAUGCAUAGCUCUCUUUCUUUCUCUCUCUAUCUCUCUAUCUCUCUCUAUCUCUAUCUCUAUCUCUCGAGACUUUUCCAAAUGGACUAAUGUAAGAAAAAGAAAAAAAGAGGUCUUUUUGCUUGCGUGUGCAUGGCUGCCAGUUAUAUAAAUGUGUAAAUAGAGAACGAUCGAUCGUCGAGCACAAAGAGCGUAGCCGAAGAGGAUUCAAGAUAUACUCAUAAUUUUCUUUUAAGCGUUAAGAUUGAUGAUGGAUCGUUAGAUCCUAACACAAUAUCCAACAAAUAUGAAAAUGUCUAAAUGAGGUAAUCUUAAUUGCUACGUGAUUAAAGUUACGAUUAGGAUUAGAAAAUACGAUUACGAUUACGAUUAACUUUAUUCAACCAAGAAGAAGAUAGCUCGAAAAAUGGCUAUUAUUAAAGUCGAUAAUUCAUUCUUUUCUUUAAUGAGAAAAAGAAGAAUUGAACAAAAAAUAAAUAGAACCACUAUAGUAUUUAGAAGAAGAGUUCAUUAAUCCCAUUGAAAAUAUUGAACAUUUCAAAGAAUGCGUCUCGAAUGAACGAAUUGCUUUCAGAAUUAAUUCUAUGUAAUGUAAACUGUGACUAAAAUUUAUACUUAACUCGUAAUCGAUAUCUUUAUCUGUAGGCUAUCAUCACUAUAAAAUAGUUACUAGAAAUUAAGUCAAGCUCAAAUUAAGGAAAAAGCGCGUCACAACUGCACAAUUAUAUAUUUCGUUCUUCUCUUCUCUUUCUUCUUAACCUUUGACUUUUGUCUUUUAGUGAAAACAAAAACAAAGAAAAAAAAAACCGUGUAAAGACAAUUUUAAAUACCAGGAGGGUUUUUUUCAUUUGACUCUUAGUCGAUUAUACCUUAGAAAAAAUCAUCGAGUGUACCGAAAGGAAAAGAAGAAAAAAAUUAUCCAAACAUAAUUGUAAUAAAAUAAUUAAGAAAGAAACGUGAAUUAAAAGCACUGAAUAUCUAAAUUCAUUUCAUGAUUUCUCGCGUGUCGGCGGCUUUCUAUCAGAUUAGUUAUUACAAAAAUGCAAAAACAAAACGAAAUGGGGAAAAAAAAGGAUGGAAGAACAAAAAAUCAAGAGAUAAGCGAGCAGAAUAGAACGUUAUUCAAUGAUACGCACCGUAUGUUAUACGUAUAAAUCUUACAACUAGCGAUAUAAAACAUUAAUUAACAUUAAAGGAAAUUUUUAAUGAAAUUUAGAUGAAUACAUGACGUAAUGACACAUCUAACGAGCAACAUAUCCUAGCGUAUUAGGCAGGGCGUAAACCGAGAUCUCUCUGUGCUUUUUACCGUCUUAAAAUUAGUUAUACGAGAGAAUCGACGUUGCGUCAGGAGGCAAAGAAAGGACAACAAGUAUAACACGUGUAACACUCAUACAAACUCAUUCACCCGUAAUACUCGAAAGGAGUUGGAAUCGUUGUCUCGAAAUAAAAGUAACAACAACUCCUUGCGAUAAGAUGAAAGAAAAAAAAAAUAAAAUUUAAAAAAACAUAUAUAUAUAUACAUAUAUAUAUAUAUAGAUACACAUACAAAUAGAUAGCGUAAAAGCAACAAUAUAAAGUAAAGGAAACAUGGGCCGAGCAACAAGGACAAAUUCCAACGCUCUUUAUAAUGAAUCUUGACAAAAGUCGCGUGCCCAUUUUUGAAUAAUUGCAAAAGAAAAUGUUAGAAAAAAAAAAAAAAAAAAAUAAAAAUAAAAAUAUGUAAUACGAGGAAAAAGAAUGUUCCAUGACAUUAAAGCGUUGAUGGCACAACAAUGAUUAUUACCUACAUUUAGGUCAAAGAUUUGCGUGCGUGCGUGCGUACGUGUGUUAAGUGAAUGAAUGUAAAAAGUUUAUCGUGUGUGUGUGUGUGUGUGUGUGUGUGUGUGUGCGUGCGCAAGAGAGCGUAAUAACGCGUAUAAGUAAAAUGAGAAAACGCAUCUCGUGUACCUCUUCGAAUCAAGAACACUUUUUUUCUUCUCGUUUUAAAAACUUUAUAUUCUGAAUUAUUAAUAAUGUUAUCAUUAAUUAAAUUGUAAUGUGUGAAAGUAAAUGGAAAGGAACAGGCGGAAAAAAAGAAAGAAAAGAAAAAAAAAACUCUUCAGCAAACGCAGAAAAUAAAAAGCACGAGCGAACAAUUUAGACGAGCGAUACCUGUCAA
Molecule: messenger RNA, 6352 nt
Organism: Polistes canadensis
Lineage: Eukaryota; Metazoa; Arthropoda; Insecta; Hymenoptera; Vespidae
Product: RNA binding protein fox-1 homolog 2-like
Exons: 15
Coding region: 517-1926 (469 amino acids)
Biological process (GO): nervous system development; regulation of alternative mRNA splicing, via spliceosome
Cellular component (GO): cytoplasm; nucleus
Molecular function (GO): mRNA binding
Source: RefSeq, a predicted model, not a curated record